Cladophialophora immunda is the source of this 2200-nucleotide messenger RNA. RefSeq lists its product as uncharacterized. Gene Ontology annotation, cellular component: nucleolus; PeBoW complex. Gene Ontology annotation, molecular function: RNA binding. The coding region runs from base 42 to 2066 and encodes 674 amino acids. The record is from RefSeq and is a predicted model, not a curated record. Gene Ontology annotation, biological process: ribosome biogenesis; maturation of LSU-rRNA from tricistronic rRNA transcript (SSU-rRNA, 5.8S rRNA, LSU-rRNA). NCBI's taxonomy places the organism in Eukaryota, Fungi, Ascomycota, Eurotiomycetes, Chaetothyriales, Herpotrichiellaceae. The transcript has a single exon.
ACCCACGCCAACACCAAUUGCCCUUCUUGCGUGAUUCCGAGAUGGCGAAGCAGAAGAAAAAGGGCCAGUCCGGCCAGGCGAAGAACUACCUUACUCGAACGCAAGCUGUCCGCAGGCUGCAGAUAUCCCUCCCCGAUUUUCGACGGCUCUGCAUUUUCAAGGGCAUCUACCCUCGCGAACCACGAAAUAUCAAAAAAGCCAGCAAGUCUGCCACUCACUCGACCACAUUCUACUAUACCAAAGACAUCCAAUACCUCCUACACGAACCGUUGCUGGCCAAGUUUCGUGAACAAAAGGCCCUCGAGAAGAAGAUUGCGAGGUCGCUAGGUCGCAAUGAAGUGCAAGAUGCGGUCCGGCUGGAGAAGCAUGGCAUGCCCAAGAUAAAGUUGGAUCACAUUGUGCGAGAACGAUACCCAACAUUUGUUGAUGCCCUACGGGACCUGGACGAUGCACUGUCGUUGCUGUCUUUGUUCGCAAACCUUCCCUCGACCACCGAAGUGCCUGCCAAGGUGAUUUCGCGCUGUCAACGCCUCUGCCACGAGUUCGAACAUUACCUGAUUGCCACAAAUUCCUUACGAAAGUCCUUCUUGUCAAUCAAAGGCAUCUACUACCAGGCGACAAUUCAGGGGCAGGAUAUAAUGUGGUUGGUCCCUUACAAAUUUGUUCAGCAGGUAACACAAGAUGUGGAUUACAGGAUCAUGGGCACCUUCGUGGAAUUCUACUGCACACUUCUGGGCUUCGUCAACUACAGGCUCUAUACUUCAAUCGGCCUCGUGUACCCGCCCAAAUUCGAUGUGGUGUCUGACGAGCGAGGAGCAGAGUUAGCUGCGUUCACUCUCGAGGGGCGUGGGAUUGGUGGAGCAAUUGGCCAACAAGACGAACAGAAAACUUUGAAUGACGGUCAUGCACAAAAUGAGAAUACAGAGGCAGUUCAGGCUCAAAUAGACAAGAUUGUCCAAGAAGCCCCGGCUCAGGAAGACAUCAAGCAGGACGAGCCUGCGGAGGAGCAAGCACACACUGAUGCGAUUGACACUUUCACUCCCGCCGCACCAGAAGGCGAUACCUUACCGCAGCCUGACAUGACUGGCGACGAAGCAGCACAUUUGUUCUCGGACUUCACCUUUUUCAUAUCCCGCGAAGCCCCUCGUCACCCCAUUGAGUUCUUACUCAGAGCAUUUGGCUGCAAACGAGUGGGAUGGGAUGCCGUUCUGGGAGAAGGUGCUUUCACCCAUGAUGAAAGAGACCCCAGAAUCACGCAUCAAAUUGCGGACAGACCCGCGCCGGCGCAACCAUUUACCUCCAUCGGGGGCCAAGAAGGCUCCAAAGAUCAAAGUCUUCAGGCCGUCAAACCCGGGCAUAUCAUGCCUGGAAGGAUAUAUAUCCAGCCACAAUGGAUCUGGGAUUGUGUAAACGAGGGCAAAUUGUUGCGGACUGACCUAUAUGCUCCCGGAGAGACGCUGCCCCCCCACUUAAGCCCAUGGGUCAAGCCCGUCAGCGGCCAAUAUGAUCCAAGGUUGACGUUAGAAGAGCAGGAGCGUGAAGGCGAGGCUGAUGCUGCUACUGCUGGAGAAAGCGACGAUGAAGAAUCACGAGAAGAGACCGCUCAGCUCACUGCCUGGGAAGCAGAAACGGAGGAAGAGGACGAUGACAAUGACUAUGACGACGAUGAAAUAGAUGCAAAUGGCAUGGAUAUCGCGCCCUCGGAUGACGAAUCGGAAGAGCAAGUUGACGACGAGGCGGACGAUUUCGCCGGCUUCGACGAUGAUGUCUCAGAGGAGUCUGACUUGGACGAGGACGCUCAACACCAGAAAGAACUUGAGGCAGAAGCAGCUGGACGACCUAUCAAGUCGAACUCGAACGGAGCAGACCACAAGGCCAAGUCCAUCAAGGCCCGGCAGACAGAACGAUCUCGAAAAGAGGAGGAGAUUGGACGUCAAAAGAUGAUGAUGAGUAACAAGAAGCGCAAGCUGUACGAGAAGAUGCAACACUCCAACAACAAGCGGGAUGAAGAGGCCGAGAAAUUGCGAAGGAAGCGGAGGAAGCUGGAAAAGGCCGGAAAAAGAUGAGACCAGAGAUCCAGAUCUACCCUCGUAGCUUACGAUUGUUGUGCCCAUUAGCGCGGCGUUGAGGUCCUAGAAUACAAAACUCAAAAAGUAGGAGGUAGAGGUAUCAGAAAGAAUCCAGUCGUCUAUCAAACAUC